Molecule: messenger RNA, 2010 nt
Organism: Eremothecium cymbalariae DBVPG#7215
Lineage: Eukaryota; Fungi; Ascomycota; Saccharomycetes; Saccharomycetales; Saccharomycetaceae
Gene: RTS1
Product: protein phosphatase 2A regulatory subunit RTS1
Exons: 2
Coding region: 1-2010 (669 amino acids)
Biological process (GO): signal transduction
Cellular component (GO): protein phosphatase type 2A complex
Molecular function (GO): protein phosphatase regulator activity
Source: RefSeq, a predicted model, not a curated record
AUGAUGCGUGGUUUUAAGCAGAAGUUAAUAAAGAAAACUACAGGAUCAUCCUCGUCUAAUCAGAAGAAGAAGGAAAAAGAGACCAACAAAAAGCCUAGCACUUCCAAUGCGAGUCCUGCAACUAAUACGAGUUUAAAUAGUGGGUCUAGGUCGUCAUUUGAGAAGAAGGAAGGGAAGGCAGGGUUACACAGUUCGCCUGACACUAAACAAUCAAAGACUAAAGAGUCUGGGAAGGCAUUAUUAUCGCCUUCGGUGUCGAGUACAUCAUCUCAGUCAGUAUCUAAGGGUAAAACUUCUAUUAUGGGUUCGUCUGGGGGUCCUGUUGAUUCUUCAGGUAAUGCAAAAGAAGAAUCCAGCAAAUCAUAUCCAACCUUAAUUGCCGCAGCGGUUUCUCCCGGUAGCUCUACGGCCAUUGCACCACCGCAUUCACCUAAGGAGUCUUUGUUAGCGCAAGACACUACUCAGUCACCGAAUGGAGUCGAUAUUCCAAGGUCUUCACAUUCUUUUGAGCGGCUUCCAACGCCUACAAAGUUGAAUCCAGACACAGAUCUAGAGUUGAUUAAGACCCCGCAGCGCCAUUCCUCUUCGCGGUUUGAGCCUUCACGGUAUACCCAAAUCAACAAGUUACCGGGAUUUGAUGAUGUCUCACCUGAAGAGCAGAUCCCAUUAUUUAUAGCCAAGGUUGAUCAAUGCAAUAUUAUGUUUGACUUUAGCGAUCCAAGUUUUGAUAUACAUGGAAAGGAGAUCAAAAGGGUAACUUUACAGGAAUUAAUCGAAUUCAUAGUCACAAACCGAUUCACAUACACUGAAGAAAUGUAUGCUCACGUCGUUAAUAUGUUCAGAAUAAAUUUGUUCAGACCCAUUCCACCACCGGUGAAUCCGAUUGGAGACGUAUAUGAUCCAGAUGAAGAUGAACCUGUAAAUGAACUGGCCUGGCCGCAUAUGCAAUGUGUUUACGAAUUCUUCCUAAGGUUUGUUGAAUCCCCAGAUUUUAAUCAUCAGAUUGCAAAGCAGUAUAUUGACCAGGAAUUUAUUUUAAAGCUAUUGGAGUUAUUUGACAGCGAGGAUAUUAGAGAAAGAGACUGUCUUAAAACUACCUUACAUAGAAUUUAUGGGAAAUUCUUAUCUUUAAGGUCCUUCAUCCGGCGGUCAAUUAAUAAUAUCUUUUUACAAUUUGUUUAUGAGACGGAGCGCUUUAAUGGAAUUGCAGAACUAUUAGAAAUCUUGGGUUCCAUUAUUAACGGCUUUGCAUUACCAUUAAAAGAAGAACAUAAAGUGUUCCUGGUACGUAUUUUGAUACCGUUGCAUAAGGUUCGCUGCCUAUCAUUAUACCAUCCUCAAUUGGCAUACUGUAUUGUUCAAUUUUUAGAAAAAGAGCCAAUGUUGACUGAAGAAGUUGUUAUGGGCUUGCUACGUUACUGGCCAAAAAUAAAUUCUACUAAAGAGAUUAUGUUCUUAAACGAGAUCGAAGAUAUUUUUGAAGUUAUCGAACCACUGGAAUUUAUUAAGGUAGAAGUUCCGCUUUUCGUUCAAUUGGCCAAAUGUAUAUCUUCUCCACAUUUUCAAGUUGCUGAAAAGGUACUAAGUUACUGGAACAACGAGUACUUUUUAAAUUUAUGCAUCGAGAACGCAGAAGUAAUUCUACCGAUUAUCUUCCCAGCACUAUACGAAUUGACUUCUCAACUAGACUUGGAAUCUCAAACAGAUGAAGACGGGAACCCCACACAGGAUCCAUAUAUGCUAGUCGAACAAGCAAUUAAUUCUGGAUCAUGGAAUCGUGCCAUCCAUGCAAUGGCAUUCAAGGCGUUAAAAAUAUUCUUGGAGACAAACCCGGUGCUAUAUGAAAAUUGUAAUUCUUUAUACCUAUCUAGUGUGAAAGAAUCACAAAGACGUCGGGAAAGAAGAGAAGAAAGCUGGAACAAAUUGCAAGAUUAUGUUAAAAAUUUAAAUAUCAGUGGCGUAGAUAAUAAUGUUUCGCUUACUGGAAUUGGAGGGAAUGAAAUUCAUUAA